CAGAUAACGAGACCCUCAAAGAUCAACAACCAAUGAUGGUUCGCGGAAUGAGCCGCCUGCAGGUAAGAUACGAUUAUCAUGUAGGUGGGGUAGUUGAGGCAAAUGGACAUUCCGGACUCUUUUGGAGGACGUGCCAAGGUGAGGCAAGUUUGUGUAGAAAGAUAUCUGGACGACGGUGCCGAAGUGAUGAGAGAAGGUAGGAGGUGAGAGAAAUAUAUAUAGACUGACGACGUUCCUGGAGAAGCACGUUGUGGGAAUUCUCAACUUCAUCAACUCGACUUCAUUUACUAAACUGAGGGAUACUUACGGAGCUCACUCACUUCUUUCCCACCUACAAGAGUAUACAUUUUACCUCUACUUUUACACUUCAUCUCUUCUCACCAGUAACAACAUCACCACCUCUCAAAAUGGCAACAACCAAAUAUGCCGACCGCUCCAUCCCCAAAAUCUCUCUCCACGACUUCUCCUCCCGUAUCGACGAGAUCACCACUCAGCUAAUCCACGCCGCCGAAACAGACGGCUUCUUCGGCCUCAUCAACCACGGGAUCUCCCUCCCAGAAAUCGAACACAUGUUCUCCACCUCCGAAUCCUUCUUCUCCCUCCCAGACUCCACCAAAGCCACCGUCCCAUUCACACACCUCAACUCCGGGUGGGAGAAGAAUGCCCAGAUCCGGCCUUCAACAGGUCAACCUGACCGCAAGGAAAGCUACCAGAUGCAGUUCGGGUCCAAUAUGGAUGGGUGCUGGUUACCUGAGAGUACGAUCCCGGGGUUCAAAGACACGAGUCUGGAGUUCAUGCGGAAGGCACAGGCUGUUAGUGAGAAGCUGAUGGUGUGUUUUGCGAGAGGAUUGGGCUUUGAAGAUGAUUAUUUCAUUAAGGCACAUGAUAUCUCGAGGAAGGAGAGCCAGACUGUGUUGAGACUUCUGCAUUAUUUUGAGGUGGAUAAGACUGUGCCUGUGCCAGAGGGGUAUUACCGUGCAGGAGCACAUGUCGAUUGGGAUUUCAUCACGCUGCUGUUCCAGCGAGCAGGUCAGUCAGGUUUGGAGAUCUGUCCGGGGAGAGAAGUCUCGACUGGUUUUGGAAUUGGAGAUACAUGGGCGAAGGUCGAGCCUGCGCCGGGAGAGAUAGUGUGCAAUAUCGGGGAUUUGCUCAUGAGUUGGAGUGAUGAUCGGUUUAAGAGUACGUUCCAUCGUGUGAAGACGCCGAUGGAUGUUGAGAAAGAUUAUUUUGGUCCGAGGUAUAGUAUGGCAUUCUUCAAUCAGCCCUGUACAGAUGCCCUUAUCCAGGGACCGGGGAAGAAGUACCCUGCUGUUACUGGGAAGGAGUUCACUCAGACGGCAAUGAAUAGAAAUUUCGCGGCAUUGAAGGAGAAGAAAGCGCAGUUGGAGGAGGUGAAAAGUGGUGCUGAGGCUGGGGUUACUGCUUGAACGGUCUUUGAGAUCUGUACAUAGGAAAAGCUUGAUAUUGCAGGAACAAAGAAUUUGAAAGCAG
Messenger RNA from Cadophora gregata, 1491 nucleotides. RefSeq lists its product as uncharacterized. The record is from RefSeq and is a predicted model, not a curated record. Gene Ontology annotation, molecular function: dioxygenase activity. The transcript has a single exon. Lineage: Eukaryota; Fungi; Ascomycota; Leotiomycetes; Helotiales; Ploettnerulaceae. Bases 408 to 1427 code for a protein of 339 amino acids.